This is a messenger RNA of Ctenopharyngodon idella (grass carp), 5256 nucleotides long. It is a transcript of the gene sbk1, whose product is annotated as SH3 domain binding kinase 1. The transcript has 4 exons. Gene Ontology annotation, molecular function: protein serine/threonine kinase activity; ATP binding. NCBI's taxonomy places the organism in Eukaryota, Metazoa, Chordata, Actinopteri, Cypriniformes, Xenocyprididae. Gene Ontology annotation, biological process: peptidyl-serine phosphorylation; peptidyl-threonine phosphorylation. The record is from RefSeq and is a predicted model, not a curated record. Bases 856 to 2058 code for a protein of 400 amino acids.
UUGUUCGAGAAGCCGCUUCACUCAGAUAUGUCACAAAAUGGAAGAAAUACUAUCACUUCCGUUUCAGCCGACUAUACAAAAAAAACUGAUUAAAACUUUACCUAAAAUAAAAAUAAAACUAAUUUAAAAUGUUUAUAAAAAUAAUAGUAUCUCAAUUAUACUAAAAACACUGUACACAUUAAAGGAAUGAGAACUUGGAAAAUGUGCUUGAAUGUCACGGAAUGCGAAAAAGAUCUAAAAAUAGCUUUGAUGUUCUGCAUUAAAUUGGGGGUGAAAAUGAAGCCUGAAUGCUGGGACGCUGCUGGCUCGAGGGGCUCUGUGAUCAUGUGAACACAGGAACAAGAGACUGGCCAUUGGAUGAGCACAUCUGACAUCCCUAAAGGGACCCUGGAUGCUGCGAGACACAGACGCGACAAGCACCAGCGCCGUUCUUCCAACAUCCAGGAGCGUGAACGCAAUGAAGUAGGUCAUUCACGCAUAGAUACGCACACAUGCAACCCCUCCCCUCCCCUCCAUCUCUCUCUCUCUCACACACACUGUACAUCACUGAUGACUGAACACACACACCAGCUCCUCUCUCCUCGUGCUCCAGCAGACCCUUCACAAAGAAAGCAGGAAACACUAAACAGGAGAGCAGAAAAGACUGGGAUUUUUCCACAUGAGCGCAGGACUGGAGAGCAAAGCUGAGGAUGUAGAGCGGUGUACAGUGUGUUUUGUUUAACAGAGCUCUGAUCCACACGUCCUUCAGGAGUGCUGAGGAAACUCAUUCUUUGUGAUUGAAAAUCAUGCUUUUUUGGAAGCACAACAAACGAGGAAUGAAUUCCUAGACGGCUGAGGUCCGGACGCGGCGUUUGGAUGCAGGAACAUGAGGGAGAGAGACAGCAGGGCACCAGCAGUGCCCAGGUGGGGGUUCUCGCAGUGGGACGGGGCAGUGAGACGGGCGGGGCUCCGGUCGAGGACAUGCAGGCGCUGUCAAUCACGUCUCUCUCCGCCUCUGAGGUAGAACAGCAGUAUGAGCUGAUCGGUGCUUUGGGGAAGGGCACCUAUGGCAAAGUCGACUUGGUGGUGCACCGGACACAGGGUACUAAACUAGCUCUGAAGUACGUGAGUAAGAACAAGACGAAGCUGCGUAGUUUUCUGCGCGAGUACAGCCUGACGGCGGCUCUGGGCUGUAGCCCGUUUAUCAUCAAAGUUCUGAACGUCCUGUUUGAGACGGAGGACAGCUAUGUGUUCGGCCAGGAGUACGCGCCUGCGGGAGACCUGUUCGACAUCAUCCCACCUCAGGCCGGUUUGCCGGAGGAGAUGGUCAAACGCUGUGUUCAGCAGCUGGGUUUGGCUCUGGAUUUCAUGCACAGCAAGAGUCUCGUCCAUCGUGAUGUGAAGCCAGAAAACGUUCUGCUUUUCGACCGCGAGUGCCGACGUGUGAAAUUGGCAGAUUUAGGAAUGACACGGCGGGCGGGCAGCCGGAUCAAGCGGAUCAGCGGCACCAUCCCAUACACUGCUGCUGAGGUGUGCCAGGCCUCGGUUUCGGAGGGCAUCAUCGUGGCGACGACCCAGGAUGUGUGGGCAUUCGGAGUUCUGCUCUUCUGCAUGCUCACGGGAAACUUUCCAUGGGAAGCGGCGUUGCCUAGCGACGCAUUCUUUUCAGAAUUUCAGCGCUGGCAACGGGGGGCGUGUCCUCCCGGCGCCGUUCCCUCCCAAUGGCGGCGUUUUUCUGACGAUGCGUUACGCAUGUUCGGUCGGCUGUUGGCGUUGGAGCCGGAGCGGCGCUGUGGGGUUAAAGAGGUGUUCUACUUCCUGAAAUACGACCUGCUGAAUCAUCAUCGCCGCAGAGCUUCCUGUAGGGCGCCUAGGGGAGGUUCCGCACGUUGCUCCGCCCACAGACACGCAGAGCCCUCUCCUCCUUCAGGCACUUCCUGUCUACGCCCCACCCCCCUCAAACGUAGCAUCCUGUCCGAACCACAUUCUUCAAGGGAAGAGUCCUCCAAAAGCCCGUCGCCCAACCGCCAAGACAAGAGUAAAGUAAUGAUGACCACUCCUAUUGAGAUUUGUGUAUGAAGCCAAAACUGGGUCUUGAAAGUGUACGGCUUUCACCGGACGGCCGGGAAACAGGUAGCAAUAUUACUUCAGGACUACUACUGGAAAAACGUUUGCACAAGAACGACAAGAACGCCAUAGGUGAUAAAGAACUAGCAAAACUAUUACAUGGUGACUUUGAAACCUCACUAAUUUAGAGUUAAAGACAAUCGACAGGAUCAAAACAACUUAUAGGUCACUUUAGCACUAGGAAAAACACUGAUUUUAACAUAACUGCUUUCAAUUUAAAGGAAUAGUUCACUCAAAAAAAGUCUUUCUUUUUUACGGAGCCCCUAAAUGGGCUUGAUGUGGGAAAAAUAUGAGAUGAGAGGGAAAAAAUAUUUCAAUGCUUUUGCGUUUUCUCUGAAAACUUUUGCAUUCCCUUGAGAAACUUUGCGUUCGCUCGCAAAGCUUUUGUGUUCCCCUGAGAAACUCACAAAGAACUAAAAACAUUUGCGAGCGAUUGCAAAGUUUCUCGGGGGAACGCAAACAUUUGGGAGAGAAAGCAAAAGCAUUGAAAUAUACAUUUUCCUCCCAUCUCAUAUUUUUUUCUCCCCAUAAUAUGUCCCUUUAGGGGCUUCAUACUUUCUUGUGUGGAACACGAAUGAAGAAAUACUGCACAACGCUUCAUAAUGUUUACUGUAGCUGUCAAGAUCGUGAAUUACAUCAAAGUACCAUAUUCUGAGUCCUCUAUAGCCAUACAUUAGAUUUAUGUGAGGAAAAGUCAAUGUUAACCAAAUAUCGCUUUUUUUUUGCUUCAAAUAUUGUGCAUCUUCACUGUCAGAAAAACAAUACCUCUAGCUUAAAAAUUGUACCUUUAGGGAUACAUCAGCUUGUCACUGGGGCAGUACCCGUAAAGGAACAACUGUGUACCCCUAAAAGGUGUAUAUUAGUGCACAUUACUUGUCUAAGGUACUAAUAUACCCCUUUUAGGAGUAGAUAAGGUAGAAAGUUGUCCCUUUGAGGAAACUGCCCCAGUGACAAGCUGAUGUAUGUACAAUUUUUACACACAUUUUCUAAAAGAGAAGAUGCAUUGCGCCUGGUCAUUGACAAAGUUUGAUGUAUCUUGAUGUGCUGUAUUUGAUUUCAAUGAUACUGCAUAAGGGAAAUACUUUCAACUCACAUUUUAGUCAAAGCUGAUGAACGUGUGACUUUACAAGACUUAGAAUAUAGUGUAUAGACUACUUUUGUACUGCUUUUUUGUCCUUGAAGCCAGUGUCAUUUUAGUAUCACUUUAGUCAUUUUUCUUGUGUUUUCGUCAUUUAUUGUUUUUUUUUUAAAUGUCUAUAGUUUUAGACUUUUAAUUUUUAGUUUUAGUUAUUUUAGUACUUUAAAUGAAAAUGAGAAAUGUUUUUUUUUAUAUAUUUUAUUUUAGUUCUGUCAUGACAACUCUCAGAGAGAUUGGCAUGGUAAUGGAUAUGGCAAUGUUAAUGUAUUUGGUCUUGGUGGAAUAGAUCUGCUAUGCCGCUGCUGCAGAGCAAAUACCGUGACUUGCUAUUGCCAGUACAUUCACAGACAUUGCUGUGAGCAAGUAAGACAUGUUGCUGCUGCACAUAAAACAUACAUGAAAUAACCCCCGUAGCAGAUCUAUACAGGUGGAGCUGGGGAAGGUGGAGGUUUCUGAAAGCGUGCUAACAGCAAACAAUGCCAAGCUUUUGAAUGUUGAGCCGCAGCUCAUUGGCCGCUAAUGCAGCAGCAACCAAUCAGCUGCGCUAUGUAGAUAACGAUGUGAUCACUACCAAAUUGAGUUAAGGACCCAUCAGCCUGUGCCAUCUAGAGUUUUAUGACAGAACUAGGUAUUUAAUGUUUAUUUUAUUUCUAUUAAUGACAUUUUUUUAUGGUUUUAGUUUUAGUUAAGGAUAAUAACCCUGCUUGGAGCUUGUUUAAUGAAAUCAAUUGUCUGGUAAUGACAUGAUGGAGAGUAAAUGAUGUUGGGUGAACUAAACCUUUAAUGCAAUGUGGCUUCUAAGAUUGCACGAUUAUUUGGAAUAAAACCGAAAUCGCAACAAAUCUCCUUUUGUGGACCAUAAAAGAAAGAAAGGCAUACGGCAUUAUAACAACAGCAGGGUGAGUAAAUGAUGACUUAAUUUUCAUUUUAGGGUGAACUAUCACUUUAACUUUUCUAUAGUGCACUGAAACUUGGCAAACAGAAGUACACUGAAGAUACUGAACACCAUCUUUUCUUUGCGGAGGCUCAUCAUCAUGUGACUUUCAAACCAGCCUAUGACAGAAUCAUACAUGUGCGCACCAAUAGAGGAAUAAGAUAUAUUUUAUACUGGAUUUUUUUAGUUUUAAGAGACAGCUGGAUGAUCCACGAUGACCCGGAGGCUGCCUAGAUGAACUUCCCCAUAGACACAGGACUUUUUAAUCAGUCUUCAAAGCUUCCUCUGCGGAGUUUAAGAGUAAAGGCACAGUCUCCAUGGAUCACAGGGAUUUUAUUAUGUCUCUUUGUAUUUGAUGUGCAUUCAAACACCUUUCUAUGAGAUUUUUGAAGAAACGCAUCAGGAGUAGUGAUCUUAACGGCUCAACUGAGACCCGUCUUCUGUGUUCUCGUAUAAUGGGUCAAUUAGGUAAGCAAAGCCUCAAGGGAUCAUUCAAGAACACGAGAGCAUCUGCUCCCUAGAACAUUGUGACUGUGUUUUGUCAGGUAGUGCUAAUUUGUAGCUUAUUUUGUAUCAGAGAACAAACGAUCAAUUAGCUAACUUCUACAGAGACUCUUUUUAGUCUUAAAUUAAAGUGUAUGUUUACAUAGGAUGCAUUAGAUAUUGAUUUAGGUGGUAUAGAGCAGUUAAUGUUAAUGUUUGAGGUAUGUUGCACAUUUUAUCAUCAAAAACAAACUCAAGAACAGAUGAAAAGAAUAUGACACUUAAUCUGAAGGAGUUCUCUGUUGUGGCUAGUAUGAGAUGAUAGCAAUCAUAAAACAGUUUAAUGGUGAUGGAUUUUGCUCUUUUUUAUAGGACUGUUUCAUGGUAAUAAGGGUUCAAACGACCUUAGAAUAUCGACCUACAAUAGUUGGUGUUUUUUUAUUUAAAAAAAGAGUAAAUAUAUAUAUAUAUAAAACUAGAUGUUAUUUAGCUGCUGUAAGGAUUGUCAUACAGUCGUAGAUUGUUCUGAAUGAUAAACAGCUAAUUAAACAGAUUAAAUGCACAUUAAAAUGCCUCUACCUGUUUUUGUUGUUGU